Bursaphelenchus xylophilus (pine wood nematode) is the source of this 1147-nucleotide messenger RNA. The record is from the annotation of a GenBank genome assembly. NCBI's taxonomy places the organism in Eukaryota, Metazoa, Nematoda, Chromadorea, Rhabditida, Aphelenchoididae.
AUGUCGCGGGAUUAUUCAACCGAGAUCGAGAGGUUUGCCCGAGUAGCCCAGCCCUAUUUACCUUAUGCUUUGUUUCCCCUGGGACUUUAUGGAGCAGCCAAACUAUUGUCUUACCUUAUCCCUGGAGCUCAUCGACAGAGAAAAAUGAAUCUAAAGGACCGAACAGUUUUGAUAACUGGAGCUUCCACUGGUCUUGGACGGGCGAUGGCUUUUGUUUUCUAUGAAAAGGUAUGGUUUUAUACGAGGAAAACAUUUUUUAGAAUGCCUGAGACCUAAGUAAUAUAAUUUAGGGAGCAAAAGUCAUCCUAACCGCAAGAUCCAUUGAACAGCUUCAAGCACUGUGCGAAGAACUUCAGAAAACAGGACAAGAAAAAGGAUGGAACAAUCCGCAUAAGCCUGAAUUCAAAUAUCUCGACUUGGUGGAUCUCGUUGAUGAUGCUGUCGCCACAAAACAGUUGAAUGAGAUCAAAUUGUUGGCCUUAAAUGACGGCCGAAUUGACGUUCUCAUCAAUAAUGCUGGGCUCUCAAAUAGGUAAGCUCUGUUAUCUGAAACUACUCCUUUUGUCAUGCUAGAGGCUCUUGUGUGGACACGGACGUCAGCGUUCAGCGAAAGAUCUUCGACGUGAAUUAUUUCGGUGCUGUCGCUGUUACUAAGGCUGUAUAUGAUGCUAUCCCAGAUGACGGAGCUAUUGUGACCAUCGGAAGUAUCCAAUCCAAGGUCGCUUUGCCUUACAGGUCCGCUUAUUCAGCCAGUAAACACGCCAUAACAGUAAGUAUGUCUAGAAUAUAAUUAUGAAUUGUCUAGGCAUUUAUGGACUCACUAAGAGCGGAAGAUCGACCAGCUCUGCAGGUAUUGAAUGUAUAUGCCGGGUAUAUGAACACUGGGUUUGGGUCAAGAGCGCUGACUGCGGAUGGGAAAACACAUGGAAUCCAGGAUAAGAAUCAGCUGAAGGGAUACACCCCUGAGUAUUCUGCCAGAACAAUCAUCCUCGCACUGUGCAAUCGAAAGAGUGAACUGAUCUUGGCUCCCAUCACAAGCUCCUUGGCCAUCUGGCUUCGUCUUCUCACGCCCAAUUUUCUCAAUUGGAUUCUCCAUCGUCGCGCGACAAAGGAGAUCGCUGAAUACAAACAACAAAAAAAUGAGUAG